AGAGGUUUGAGCCCAGCACUGCUUGUCCUCUAAAUUAUGCAGCUCACAAAUUCCACUGUGAGGUCGUUUGUGAAGCGACACGCUAUAGCCUGCCUCUUUGUUCGAGAUGGCAUUUCCUGUCACUCAUUCGCACUAAAGUUACUCGAGGACCUUGCCGUGUAAACCGAUAUUACUUUUUCCCAUGACACACGACCGGUUGAGUGAUCUCGCAAACGCGGCGUAAUUCAACCCGAGAGCGGCGAUUAAGUAAGAAAGAAGCUGAAUAACACCGAGGCCUACAUUUCUUGACGCGCUUUCUGAGGGCGCGCGCGUGCCUCUCCGUUGCCAUGGAGACGAGCUCGCGCAAGGAAAAGAGACGCCGAGCUUGGAAACUCGCAGCGCUGGAAGUUUACUCGGCCGACAAGAGCUGCCGUCGAGAAAGUGGCUGGAUUAUCGACAGAAACCGGGCUCCAGAUGGCGUCUACGGUGGCUGAAGGCCGGCUGGAAGUGUUGCAGAUCUGUCGACUGCUGCAGUGUGUCCAUGAGGGCAACAAGGCCCAGAUAGAGAGACUGGUCAGUCUGGGUGUUGAUGACCUCAUCAAUCUCACUGAGCCACACGAGGGCAAGGGUGUUUUGCAUUUAGCUUCUGUGGCUAACAACACCGAUAUGGUGGAGUUCCUCAUGGCUCAAGGUGCCCGUCCUGAUGUUCAGGACAAGCAAGGGCGUACACCAGUGAUGCUGGCCGCAGAGCUCGGACAUGACAGAGUAGUUGCUGUCCUGGCCAAAAAGCAUGCAGAUAUGAAUCUGACAGACGUAGAAGGAAAAGGCAUGCUCUUCUACUGCGUCUGUCCCACGAAGAGACACAUGCGCUGCCUGCAGGUGGCGCUGAACAGCAUGGCCGACGUAAACAACGUGUCGCACGCGGGCGUGCCACUCUUCUUGCUGGCCUGCGAGAACGCUCUGGAGUGCGAGGGCAUGUGCCUCAGCCUGCUGGAGAGGGGGGCUGACCCUAACGCCACCAAUCAGGUUACAGGGCGCACUUCAUUGAUGGAGGCGGUGAAGGCAGGGGCAGCGGGGCUGGUCAGAGCCAUUCUCAAAAGAGGGGCCAAUGUCAAUGCACUGGACGCCAAGAAGUUCCAUGCAGUUCACUUUGCAGCUGAAACAGGCAACUUUGAAAUCAUCCAGGUGUUGUCUGCAUAUGCGGCGGAUAUGGGACUAUUGACAGCCGAAGGGAACACAGCUCUGCACUAUGCUGCCCGGGGAGGCUUUGCUGACUGUUGCAGGUUUUUGGCUCAGAGAGGAUGCAACCCCAAACAGAAAAACCUGGAGGGCCUAUUACCCCGUCAGAUUGCCAAGGACUUGGGUCACAAGGCCUCAGUCAAAGAGCUGAAGAAAGCUGAACGCUUACAUGGGAAGUUUUCUAAAGGCUCAGGUGGCACUAACGAACUAUGGGCACUGACCCUCCAUGACUGGUCUCAUGAGUGUGAGGCUGAACUGCGUAAGGCCUUCGAAUCUGCUUCAGACGGAAUUGUUGGCAUUGAGAUGGUCUCCAGGGAGACGUUUAUCUCUGUUCUUCAUGAGCUCAAGGCACCUAUAGAGGGCGAACAUGUCCGGAGAAUCCUGCUGGCUCAUGACAGGCAAAGGCAAGGCCUGAUUAACAUCAAUGAGUUUUUCAAAGGUCUCAGAUACCUGCCCAGGACUUUCGUCAUGGCCUCCUAUGAAUCAAGGAAGAAGAAAAGGGCAGGGAAGGCAGGAAAGGCCCAGAAGAAAAGCAAACUGAACCUUCCCAUGCCAAUUUGCUCCAUCCCACCAGAACUCAUCUACCGUCGUGAUGAUGGCGGGCCGCCACAUUUUAUGAUAGAGAGCUACCAGCUUGUUACGGACCCUAACCGCUUUGACAGGGACCAUCCACCAGGUCACCCAAUAGAGGACGACUCAGCCUGGUACAUAGACGAACCAGAGAAGAUCUACAUAAACAUCAGCUACUGCGUUAAGACCGGAGACACUGACUCCCUAAAACUCGCCUUUAAUCAGAAGGUCCCCGUGGAUGUAAAAGAUCGCUUCUACAAGACACCGCUCAUGACUGCUUGUGCUAGUGGGAAUUAUGAAGUGGCCAAGUUUCUGCUUGACCUUGGAGCUGAUGUGAAUGCACGUGACCAGUUCGCCUGGACUCCAUUACACCACGCUUGCCAUGCCGGACAGCUUGACAUCAUUGAACUACUGGUGGGAUCAGGGGCUGCUGUGGACACUCCAGCUCUCAAUGGGGCCACACCUUUAAUGAGGGCAGUUGAGAGCGGCAGGCCCUGUUGUGUGGAUUACCUUCUCAAAGCUGGAGCCACUGUGACUGCAGAGAAUAAAGCAGAGCAAAAUUGCUUGGACAUUGCCCGUGCUUACGCGGACCUUAGAAUAGUGGAGUUGAUCCAGGCUAGGAUUGAUAGCCUUCCCAAGCCAAAGGACAACAAAAAGGACAAGGUUGCCAAACUUCAGGCUAAACCCAGACCAGCUACCUCCACAUCAUCUAAGGAGAAGCGACUUCAUUCAGCGUCUUCACAGCAGGGGGCGAGCUCAGCAGUGAAGACAGCAGCGAAGGCGGACAGCGUGAUCCUCCACAGCACUCAGAUCACCAGUGGAGCACUUAACAAAGUGGACAUCAGCUUUGCACCUAGAACGGUGUGGGGUAAACAACUGACCACCCACCAACUGAUGGAAAAGAAGGAGAAAAGAAGACAGCGUUUCACCUAUGAGAUAGACUUUGAUGACUUCAAGAUGCCUUUCAAUAAGAACCUUCAGAAGAAGACUCUGGAGCUGUUGGAGGAAAGCUGAGAUUUUAGCUCUAAGGCAUCUAUUUGUAAUAUAACAGAAUCUAUGAUUAGGAGUGCCGAACCAUAGUACAGUAAGUAUCGCACUUACAAUGCGCAUUUAGUGCUGUCCACUCAUCAACACUGCUGGCUGUGAAGCAAAGGGAGUUCUGUGGUGCUUUGCAAAUAGCUUAAUCAAUUGAAUAUAUAGAUCCCUGUCACGAAUGAAGCCCAUUCAUUUACACCUUUCAUAGCCAUCACAUCUUGGAUCACCGAAUUAAAGUCAAAUGGGUGGUGUCUCGUUGUAGUUUGGGAGACCCCAUAGUGCUAUUUGUUGUCUCUCUACCCAUCCUCCUCACUGUGCCUGAGAGCAAAAUGCACAUACGUCCUCUUCCAGACAGGUUCAUUAAAGCUCCGGUUAUUCAAGACUUUAUAAUUAUUGUGCUAACAGUAGCUAUGGGCUUUUUCCAUUGUGGAGCUAUUUUUUAUAGCUGUUGCCUGAUUUAUGAAAGUCAUAACAAUCUCAUUUCAUAAGUGUAUUCCCUAAUCGUCCACAUGUUUAUGAACCACUACAGCAAAUUGGCUUUAGAUGUUAGACUCCAUGGAAGUGCCUAAACACUCAGAUGGACUUAAAAAGUGAAAUAAAAAUUUAAACAUGCUACAUUUUGUUCUUAAGAUUUUCUAGGGGUGCCAGUAACUGUGACACAUGUGGUUUUCUGUUUUGUUUAAAAAAUUUAUUUUUUAUUUUUAUUUUUUUUUGUUUUGUUUUGUUUUGUUUCCUUAGACUAAAUUUACUUUAGUUAAAUGUAAUUUUUCAUAUUUUUACUGUAUGCUAAUUUAUCACAAGUACAGUUUUUCAUGACCCACCUUUACUGAGGGUGCCAAAAAUGAUGGAGCUGACUGAGUAUACUGUUGCUUGGUCUAAGAUUUGUAAUGUGAAAUUAGGUAUAAUGAUAUCUGACAACAGUCUGUAAAGAAGUCAAAUAAAGGAGGAUUUUCUAACAUUA
Messenger RNA from Pygocentrus nattereri (red-bellied piranha), 3784 nucleotides. RefSeq names its product ankyrin repeat and EF-hand domain containing 1a (gene ankef1a). Bases 454 to 2802 code for a protein of 782 amino acids. Lineage: Eukaryota; Metazoa; Chordata; Actinopteri; Characiformes; Serrasalmidae. The record is from RefSeq and is a predicted model, not a curated record. The transcript has 10 exons. Gene Ontology annotation, molecular function: protein binding.